AUGCCUCCGCAUGUGCGAAUGCGGAACAGCCCGCCCCCUGCUCCCCCGCGCGUCCGCGCGCUGCAGCAUGCGGAGGCGCAAGAAGAUGACGACUUCAUGGGUCGGCUGACGGCGGCGCUGGGCGAUCUGCAGCACCGCUUUCAGGGCUCCGUCACCAACGUCUCGCUAGGUCCGCUGUACGGCGAGUACGGCACGUUCCUCCCCACGCACGUCACGCCGUCGGGGGCUGCUGCCGCGCCCUCCGCGCGAGACGCAUCCCGCGGCGGGGGGACAACGGCAGGAGCAGGCGGGGCAGGGGGUGGAGCUGGUAAUCCAGGCGCGGCGGGAGCGGGUGGGGCGGCGGGAGGGGCGGGGGCGGCAGGCGGCGGCGAGAAUGGCGGGAAGGACGGUGCGGUGGGCGGUCGGGCGGACGGAGGCGCGGAGGCGGGCGAUGGCGGCCAGUCGGCGCGCAGCGAAGGCGACUGCAUGCAGGUCAUCCCGCUGCUGGAGGCGGACAUGGGGCCGUCGGGCGUGCUGGCAGUGGCGCGCAGCAGCGUGCCCGCCGCCAUCCCCGGGCCCUCUGCCGCGUGGCUGCGCGAGCAGCAGCACAGCCACAGCCACGCGCACCACCACCACCACCACAGCCACCCCGCGGACGCCGCGGACGGCGGGGAAGGGGCGGAAGGGGCGCGCGGGGAGCGGCGUGACGGGUCAGGCGGGGGGGACGGGAGCGGGGACUCGGGGGAGGGCGAGGAGGAGGGGAUUAUGGAGGGGCGGCGCGGGGGCGCGGGCGGCAGGGAGCAGGACGGGCGGAAGGGGGAAAAGACUGGGGGGAGUGGGAAGGGGAAGGGGAAGGGCAGCGGGGCGAAGGGGGGCGUGCGGUCAGUGAAAAUCAAGCUGGGCGGGCGGGCCGUGGCGCGGGAGGGCGCGGGCAACGGGGCGGGGGGCGGAGGAGGCAGCAGUCCGGGCAGGAGCGGGGGCGGCGAGUGGGGGGACGAGAAGCGGAGGCGGCGAGGGCGAGGGCGAGAGGAGGGCGUGGCAGGGCGGGCGAGGAGCGAGGCGUGGGACAUGAGUCUGGACGACAUUCAUGGGCUGCUGACGGCGCACGUGGCUGUGAAGCUGCUCUCGCCGCUAGCCUCGCUCCUCACGCCGCCGCCUCACCAACCUUCCGUCUUCCCGCCCCCCCUCUCGCCCCCUCCGCUCAACCCUGCGCGCUCCGCGCCGCCCCCGCCCGCGCGCGCCAAUGGCGUGCAUGCGCCAGGGCGCGCGGAGGCGCAGGCAGGGGCGGAGGGGAAGGGGAAGAGGGACGCGGGGCACAGCGGGUCCGCGCAGGGCGUGGGCGCUGGGAGGGACGAGGGGCGGAGGGGGGACGAGGGCGCAAGGCACAGGCAGUGGCGGCUGUCGCCCACAGGCGCAGCGCAGCAAGCGCAAGGGCGGGGGGGUAGCGGAGGCAGUGGCAGUGGCAGCGGCGUGAGGGGGUCCGUGUCUCCCCCUCCUCGUAGCCGCCUCGCCUCCCGCUCUGCCAGCCCUGCGUCUCGCGCCAGGCUAGGCACGCCAGACGGCGCGGGCUACAGCCCCGGUUUACCCGCGAAAAAGGAGGGCGGUGGUGGGGUUUCUGGGCGGAAGUCAGGCGGGGGCAGUGGGGGGAAGGAGAGGGGGCUGGAGGAGGAGGGUGGCACAGGGGGGAAGGACGGGAAGGGCGCACGGGAGGGCGGGGAUAAACCGGUGGAGGUGAGGAGUGAAGGGAGCAAGAAGCGGGGGAAGGGGACGGAUGCGGUCCAGGGGAAGGGCGGAGGGACAGGGGCGCGGGAUGGCGGUGGCGCGUGGGCCGGCGGCAGCAAGGAUGGCGCGCGGGGGAAGGCGCAGGGGGGGGAGCAGGGCGAGGCGAGGGCGGAGAGGGGGGUGGUGGGUGCGGCGGAGAAAGAGAGCGAGCGGGCGGCGGUGGGUGGUGGCGGCGAGGUGCGUGAGGGGAAGGAGAACGGCGCGUGGGGCAACGGCGUUCCCAGUGGGUCCGGGUCAGAGGAGGCGGGCGGGGAGAGGUGGAGGGAGAAGGAGGGUGCGAGGUGGCGUGGUGAGGGCAGGGAGAGGGGGAGGGGCAAGGAACGGGGUGGGGAGGAGGGGAACGGGGAGGCGGGGAGGGAGGAGGGGACGAGUGAUGGGGGCAAGGCGAGGGAGGGAGGGAGGGAGAAGAAGCAGCGGAAGCAGGGGAGAGAGGAGAGGGAUGGCGAGGGGCAGGGCGACAUGGCGAAGGGCGGUGAGAAGCGAGGCGGGGAGAAGGAGGUGAGGCGGCGGGGGGAAGGGGAGGGCGAGAGGGACGGCGAAAGGGAGGGCGGUAGGAGGGGCGCACAGGGGUGGGAGGAGCAGCGCGAGGGGGGGGGCGGCGAGAGAGGCAGGGAAGGCGCGGAGGAGGCUGAGGAUGCUAGAGAGGGGGAGAGAAGAACGGGGGAGGCGGCAGGGAGUGGCAUGGCGCGUGUGCUCUCACUGGCGGAGGGCGUGGGGGAGGGUGGGGCGGGCGAGGGCGCGCCAAGGGAAGCAGCGCUGCGCAAUGGCCUGGUGGGGGCCGGCGCUGGGGGGAGGGGCGUGGGGAAGAAAGCAUCCAAAGGGGCUGCUGCUGUGGACUCGAGUCGAGGGGGAGGGGCGACUGGUGGGGAGGGCAACGAGGAAGGGCGUGGGCGGGUGAAAGUGGAGGGGGCGUGGGAGGAGGGCGGGAGAGGGGGCAAGGUGGGUGGGCCGGGGGGGUCAAAGAAGCGAGCACGGGAGGAGUGGGACGGGGAAGGGCAGGAGGGCGAUGGUAUGGGUGGGCUGCCGCAUGCUGCCAGCACAGGGGGACGCACGGCAGGCGGUGCAUUGGGGGGCGCAGGCAAGGAGAGGACAGGGAAAGGUAUCCGGGAAGGGAAGAAGGAUCGUGGAAAGCAGUGGGAAGGGAAGGCGGGGAAAGGCGAGCAGGGAGUGGCGAGGGAGAGAGGGGCUGCAGGAGAUGGGCCCGUCCCUGCUGCUGCCACUCCUGCUGCUGCUGCUGCUGCUGCUGCCACCGCCCCUGCACUGCCCCUGGCUGCUGCAGAAGGGUGCGGGGCGGAGCAGCUAAAGGACGACUGGGUGGGGUGCGAGGCGUGUGGCAAGUGGCGCCUGCUGCCGCCGUCCAUCCAGCCCUCGUCGCUGCCAGACGAGUGGUACUGCCACAUGAACACCUGGACCGUUCUCAUUCUCUCCCCUCUCCCCUCUCCCCUCUCCUCUCUUUCCUCUCCUCUCUCCCCUCUUUCCUCCCCCCUCUCCCCUCUUUCCUCUCCCCUCUCCUCUCUUUCCUCCCCCCUCUCCCCUCUUUCCUCUCCCCUCUCCUCUCUUUUCUCCCCCCUCUCCCUUCUUCUUCCUUCCCGCUCCCCUCUUUGCUCUCCCCUCUCCCGUCUCCCUUCUCCCCUCUACCCUCCCCCCUCUACCCUCCCCCCUCUACCCUCCCCCCUCUACCCUCCCCCCUCUACCCUCCCCCCUCUACCCUCCCCCCUAUACCCUCCCCCCUCUACCCUCGCCGCUCGCCUCUCAUGGCGGCGCGUCAACAGGCCUGAGUUAGCGCAGUGCGAGAUACCAGAGUAUCGCACGUCAGCAGCAGUCUACUACUCGCUCGGCCUGCCCUUCCCCACGCACCUCCUCCCCCCAGGCGCCACUCUCCCCCCGCCGCCGCCCUCAGUCGUCGCCGUCAUGCAAGCAGCUGCUGCUGCUGCCGCUGCCGCCGCUGCUGCUGCCGGUGGUGCCGCCGCUGCUGCUGCUCCUGGUGCUGCUGUUGGUGGUGGUGCUGCUGCGGCAGUGGGUGGGGAUGCGGGCGGGAAAGGAGGCAAGGCGCCGAAGCUUGGGAGGUCAGGGAGUAAGAGGAGCGUGGGGCAGGUGCAGGUUGGAGGGAAGAAAGACAAAGGGGGUGAGAAGGAGUGGAAGAAGGGAAGGGGGAAAGGGAGAGGGGAGGAGGACGACGAGUGGAUGCAAGGGAAGAAGGGGUGGGGCAGGGAUGAGAAGAAAAGGCAGGUGGAGGGGGAGGUGCAGGUGCGCGAGGAGAGGAGGGAGGGAGAGGCGGAGCGAAGGGAAAAGCGGAGGAGGCGAGACAGCAGUGAAGAUGGUCGUAGCUUUGCUGCUGCUGCCGGUGGUGGUGCUGCUGGUGCUGGUGGUGGUGGUGGUGCUGCUGCUGCUGGUGAUGGUGGCGUGGCAGGCGAAGGUGUUGUUGAUGGGGGUCGGGUUGACUGGGACCGAGAUAUAGAGGAGAUGGAGCGAGAACGCGAAAGGGAGAGAGAACGAGAAAGAGAGAGGGAACGCGAAAGGGAGAGAGAGAAGGAGAGAGAACGAGAGAGGGAGAAAGAGGGGGAGAGGGAGAGUGAACGGGAGAGAGAAAGGGAGCGUGAGGAAGGGAGGUCGAGGGAGAGGGGACGGCGUGAGGGGUUGGCAGCCGAAACAGGAGCGGGGGGGAAUGGAGAGAGUCUGGGGAAGGGUGGCGACGAGAGGGUGGUUAAGGACGCAGAGGGUCUCAUAGGCAGCAGGCCGGGCAGGCAUGGUCGCACGGGUAGAGAGGGCCGGGAUGGGAGGGAUUGGAGAGAGGGGAGAGAGGGGAGGGAUGUGAGGGAUGGGCGGGAUGGGAGGGAUGGGAGGGAGGUACGCGAUUGGAAGGGCAAGGAGCGGAGAGAGAGUGAGGAAGGUGGGAGGGAGGUGGGGAAGGCGAAGCAGGAGGGUGGCGUGGAGGAGCGAGGGCGAGGCGAGAGAAAGCGAGACACGGGCGAGUGGCAAGCAGGGGCGGAGGUAGGGAAGAGAGAUGCGAGCAGGAGGGAUGGUUGGGGGAGUGAGAGGAAGGGCGGGGACAGUGGCAAGGUGGUAGGCGAGGAGAGGGGAGCAAAGGCGGAGAGGGGGGAGGAGGAGGGCACAGAGCAGGGCGCAGGCACGGGGGUGAUGGUGGGUGGUCGCGAGGCCGCAGGGGUGGGCGUGAAACAAGAGGGUGGGGGCGGCAGUGGUGGCGGUGGUGGUGCUGGCAGUGGUGCUGGCGGUGGUGCUGGGAAGCAGUCUCCACGGUCGCCAGUAGGUGUGGGCGCGCAGGGUAGGCCUGCCAUCAGCAUCCUCACCUCCUCCUCCUCUGCAGCUCCUGCUGUGAACGUGCCCGGGCGAAUAGCUUUCUGGGAGAAGCAGGAGAAGGAAGAGAAGCAGGAGAGGCAGGAGAAGCAGGAGAAACAGGAGAGGCAGGAGAGGCAGGAGAAGUUAGCAGGGAAUGCAGCGGACACAGUGCGCGCAGUGCCGCCCGUGGCCCCCGCACAGGCGUGGCCUAGCGACAAGGACAAGGCCACGCAGGGACAGCCUUCACCUCCUGUCCCUGCUGUAGGCGCACAGGCAGAGGUAGCAGCAGGGGGGGCAGGGGGAGCAGUGGGUGCAGCGGGUGCAGGCGGGGCAGCGGAGGGCGAGGAGGAAGCGCAGCAGGAGGUUGAAAUGGAUGUAGAUGACGGGCAGGACGAGCGAGUCGUUGCCUCGCUCUCCCGCCCCUUGCCCCACGCGCACUGGCCCUCCGCGCUCCCCCCGCCUCCGCCCUCACUCCCCCCGCAUCCCGCGCUCUUCCCCCCGCCUGCCGCUGCUGCAGCACCAGUGCAACCCGGAGUGGAGGGGAGAGCGUGGGAAGGCAAGGAGGAAGGGAUGGGAGCAGCGGUGGUUGAGGGUGCAAGCCAGCCCGGUGUGUGGGCAGGUGCACAAGGCGCACCCCCUGCCGCCCCGUCGCCGCCCCCAUCUGCCACACCUCCUCCAUCUGUUCCACUUGCCUCCGCUGCUGCUUCCCAGGCUGCUCCUCUCGUGUCUCCCCUGCCCGUGCCUGCAGGUGCAGCCACAGCUGCCCCAGCAGCAGCAGCGGUGGCAUCAGCAGCGGUGGAUGGGGCAAUAGAUGUGCAAGCAGCAGCGGGCAGAGCAGGCGUGCUCACAGCACCCACUGGAGACGCCAACACACCAGCCCUCUCAUCUCACCCCACACCUGCUGCUGCUGCUGCUGCUGCCACUGCUGCUGCAGCUCCCGCUUCUGCUCCUACUGCUGCUCCUGCUGCUGCUGCUGCUGCUGUCAGCACGGGCACACCAGCAGACGCCCCUUGCCCAGCCCCCACUGCAGCAACGGGCCUGGCAGUCAUAGGCCUUGCUCCCGCCACACUCCCCCCACCUCCCCCCCCUCCCCCUGGGGGCCCUCCUGCCGGCGCUGCAGUGCUGGCGUCUUCCAGUGCAGUGCCGCCCGACGCCCCACCUGCCAGAACCAGCCGCCCGGUGCCGCCGAGCAGGCAGAAAGUGGGGUGGCGGGGAUCGUCCAGUAGCACGAGCAGCACGACCAGCUCUACGAGUUCAGGCACAGGGUCGUCUGAUACAAGCUCCUCCUGCUCCAGUCGCAGCAAGCCCUCGCACUCGCCCCUGCACUCCACACUCUCCUCCUCCCCCUCCCGCUCAGGCCCCCCCCGCUCGUCCUCUCUGCGUGCCCGUGGGGGGCGGAAUGGGGAGGGGCGUGGGGGGCGCAGCAGGGGCGCGGGCAGGUCGCCUGAGGGGAGGGGAAGAGGGGGGGAGGCGGGCGAGAGGGAGCGGAAGGAGGGCACGCGUGGAUGGGGCUCGGGGUAUAGAGAGGACGGGGGAAGAGGAGUGGGGGGGAGAAGCAAGGAAAGGGAAGGGGGUGGGAGCAGAGGGGAGGGGAGGGGCGGGAGGGAGGAGUCGGCGCAAGGAAGAGGGAGAGGUGAGGAGAGAGGAGGAAGGUCUAGUAGAGAGGGGGAGGGAGGGGGUAGGGACAGGGAUGGGGCUGGAGGGAGCGUUGGUGGGAGUGGAAGAAUGUACUCCCCCUCACAGGAGAGGGGCGAGCGGGAGAAGGGGCAUGAUGGGUGGGAUCGCAGAUACAGCAGCCGGGACAGGGAGAAGGAGCGGGGCAAGGAGAGGGAGUGGGGCAGGGAUCGGGAUGCGGAUGGGGGGAGGUACGAUAGAAGGGGGAAGGACGAGCGGAGGGAUGAGAGAGGAAGCAGGCGGGAGAAGGACUGGGACGGGAGGAGUGAGCGCGACAGGGAGUGGGAUGACCGGGGGGCGGGGAAAUCCAGGGAUAAAGACAAAGACAGGGACCGGGACAGGGAUUGGGAGAGAGAUAGGGAUAGGGACCGGGAUAGGGACAGGGACAGGGACAGGGAUAGGGACCGGGACCGGGAUAGGGACAGGGAUAGGGAGAGGGAGAGGGAGCGGGGAAGAGGGGGGCGGGAGUUGGAGCGGGACAGGAGGAGGGAGAGGACGUUUGGCGGGUCUCGAGGUGCCUUCCCGGCGUCUGCUUCAUGGGCUGCUGAGAAAGACGCUGCCGAUGGCCCUGCUGCUGCCACACCCGCCUCGCUCCCUCUUGUUUCCCCUACUGGCGUCCCUGCUGCCGCUGCUGCAGUAGGUGAUGUUGCUCCCUCAGUGAGUGCUGCUGUGCCCCUUGCAGGCAGCAGUGAGGGCGCGACAGCAGAAGGCGUGCAGCAGGGCACGCCACUCCUGCCUGCCGCUCACCACCCGGGGGUUUUAUCACCUGCGCUUGCUGCCUCUGCGCCCGCUGCUUCUGCCAGCGCUGCUGCUCCUGCUCCACUAGCACCACCACAGCAUGCUGCCACAGACGCCGCACCAAAAGACAUUGCUGGUGCUGCCACGGGUGCGCUUGCUGUUGCCCCUGCUCCGCGCUCUGUUGCCUCCCGCCCAGCACCCCCUCCUGCCGCCUCUCCUAGGGGGCAACGCCUCUCCGCGUUCCCUGCUGCCAUCCCCGCGCCUGCCUCCGCCGCACUCACGGCUGGGGCGCUGGCAACAGGGGGGCGAGCAGCAGGAGCAGGGCAACCGGCUACAGGAUAUGGGGGGGGUGCGGGCUCAGGCAGUGUGGCAGGUGGUACAGCAGCGCUGGCAGCGCCUGGAGGCAGUAUGUGUGUUGAAGCCCCAGUGGGGUUGGGGCCGGGGGCAGCAGUGGGUGCAGCACCAAUGCACGUGCUCACUCCAGACCGUGCACUGCUGCCCGCCGCACUGCCCACUGCCCAACACGCAGACAGAGGUGUCGCAGCUGCCACAGCUGUUACAGCAACAGGGGCAGUGCCAGGGGGAGGCAGUGGCGGGGCGGUGGGGGGAGUGGGUGGUGGGGUGCGGCGGUCGAUGGCUGCGGCUGUGGAUGCAAGCAGCAAGAAGGUGGCACGGCAGGAGGCAGUGGAUCUCAAACACAUGGCAGACAAGAGGACGGACAGUGUGGAGAAGGCGGAUGGGUACAUGAGGGCGGCUUUCAAGUUCCUCGACUCGGUUGGCUGUGACCCCUCGAUCCAUGCGCCCGCCCUCGCCUCGCAGGCUGCAGCUGCAGCGCGCACCCUCAAUGAAACGGCCCAGCUCUUUGAGUACGUCCCCCACUGCCACUCUGCUGCUGCCGUUUCUGCCGUUUCUGCCGUUUCUGCCCGUGCUGCCCUUUCUGCCCGUGCUGCCGUUUCUGCCCGUGCUGCCCUUUCUGCCCGUGCUGCCCUUUCUGCCCGUGCUGCCCUUUCUGCCCGUGCUGCCGUUUCUGCCCGUGCUGCCCUUUCUGCCCGUGCUGCCCUUUCUGCCCGUGCUGCCGUUUCUGCCCGUGCUGCCGUUUCUGCCCGUGCUGCCCUUUCUGCCCGUGCUGCCGUUUCUGCCCGUGCUGCCGUUUCUGCCCGUGCUGCCCUUUCUGCCCGUGCUGCCGUUUCUGCCCGUGCUGCCCUUUUUGCCCGUGCUGCCCUUUCUGCCCGUGCUGCCCUUUCUGCCUGUGCUGCCCUUUCUGCCCGUGCUGCCCUUUCUGCCCGUGCUGCCCUUUCUGCCCGUGCUGCCGUUUCUGCCCGUGCUGCCGUUUCUGCCCGUGCUGCCCUUUCUGCCCGUGCUGCCCUUUCUGCCCGUGCUGCCGUUUCUGCCCGUGCUGCCCUUUCUGCCCGUGCUGCCCUUUCUGCCCGUGCUGCCGUUUCUGCCCGUGCUGCCCUUUCUGCCCGUGCUGCCCUUUCUGCCCGUGCUGCCCUUUCUGCCCGUGCUGCCGUUUCUGCCCGUGCUGCCCUUUCUGCCCGUGCUGCCCUUUCUGCCCGUGCUGCCCUUUCUGCCCGUGCUGCCGUUUCUGCCCGUGCUGCCCUUUCUGCCCGUGCUGCCCUUUCUGCCUGUGCUGCUGUUUCUGCCCGUGCUGCCCUUUCUGCCCGUGCUGCCCUUUCUGCCCGUGCUGCCGUUUCUGCCCGUGCUGCCCAUUUAGCUGCCUCGCGAUGUGUGCUCUGCUGGUGUGUGACGCGUCAUCUGUGCACCACCCCACCUGCCUGUGCACCACCCCACCUGCCUGUGCACCACCCCACCUGCCUGUGCACCACCCCACCUGCCUGUGCACCACCCCACCUGCCUGUGCACCACCCCACCUGCCUGUGCACCAGCCCACCUGCCUGUGCACCACCCCACCUGCCUGUGCACCACCCCACCUGCCUGUGCACCACCCCACCUGCCUGUGCACCACCCCACCUGCCUGUGCACCACCCCACCUGCCUGUGCACCACCCCACCUGCCUGUGCACCACCCCACCUGCCUGUGCACCACCCCACCUGCCUGUGCACCACCCCACCUGCCUGUGCACCACCCCACCUGCCUGUGCACCACCCCACCUGCCUGUGCACCACCCCACCUGCCUGUGCACCACCCCACCUGCCUGUGCACCACCCCACCUGCCUGUGCACCACCCCACCUGCCUGUGCACCACCCCACCUGCCUGUGCACCACCCCACCUGCCUGUGCACCACCCCACCUGCCUGUGCACCACCCCACCUGCCUGUGCACCACCCCACCUGCCUGUGCACCACUCCACCUGCCUGUGCACCUCGCUUCUGCCUCACAGCAACCCAUGCCAUGACAUUCUUCUCUCUUACCACCACCAUUCAUGCCCUUUCCGCUGCUUCUCAAUCUCACGCUCCCGCAAUUGAGCACCCCAGCCCACCGUCCCCUAGUGUAAGCGCGUCAAUGAUGUAUUCUUUCCUCCAUUCCCUCCCGGCGCCUCUACCCUGGCGGCUAUACGAGGCAUCGGCACUGCACGCGCCGGCAGCGCUGGCAUACAAGUGUGCCGCCAUCGCACGCACGCGCGCACUGGCUGCACUGCGCUCCGCCAGCAAGCGGGAGAGGCAGGACCUGCUCAUGCUGGCGGACUCACACCCCCAGCCACAGCAACCUGCUGUUGCUGCUCUGCCUUCCUCCGACCACCAAGGUGUGAGGGCGGGAGCAUCACCAGCAUCAUCAGCAGCAUCGGACGUGGACAAUGCGUCCGCCACUCUCAGGCACUCACACCACCACCACCAUCACCACACACCCCUCUCAGCCUCCAAUCUCAUCGCCCCUGCCUCCUCCCCCUCGCCCUCUCCUGCGCCUGGAACUGCUGCUGCCGUUGCUGGUGCUGGAGCAGGGGGAGCAUCGUGUGUGUGCAUACCGGAUCGCCUGGUGCCCAGCCUGCGCAGAGUACUCAAGGAGGGUAACGACAUGGCAAGCAUAAUGGACACGUGGGGCAAGGCAGCAGCCGCGGCAGCGCAUGCAAUGCAGCACGCGGACGUGAGUGCGGCGGCGCUCAUGAAGCUGCAUGCUGUGGGGGACUGCGCCGGCAUGCUGCCUGGCGACGCUGUGUGGCGCGCUGCCCUUGACGCCUUCGCCUCCAUUCGCCCCUGA
Messenger RNA from Closterium sp. Naga37s-1, 10626 nucleotides. Lineage: Eukaryota; Viridiplantae; Streptophyta; Zygnematophyceae; Desmidiales; Closteriaceae. The record is from the annotation of a GenBank genome assembly.